This is a messenger RNA of Mytilus trossulus (common blue mussel), 2931 nucleotides long. RefSeq lists its product as uncharacterized. Gene Ontology annotation, biological process: cell-cell adhesion. Gene Ontology annotation, cellular component: plasma membrane; cell-cell junction. Lineage: Eukaryota; Metazoa; Mollusca; Bivalvia; Mytilida; Mytilidae. The coding region runs from base 70 to 1845 and encodes 591 amino acids. The record is from RefSeq and is a predicted model, not a curated record. The transcript has 6 exons. Gene Ontology annotation, molecular function: cell adhesion molecule binding.
CAGUUAUUAGCUUUAUUUAAAGAAAAAACAAACAAAAACAAACAAAUACCAAAAAAAUCAUGAGACGAUAUGAACAUCAUGAAAGUAUAUUUUAUCGGUAUCCAUGGAUUGCUACUGAUUCUAUCAUUUGUUUCAGGUCGACUGUUGAAACCAAAGAUAUCUUUUGACAAAUACCCGUUUGUUGGCGAGAGAGUACACUUUAAAUGUAAUUUAGUUAAUGAACGUAACAACAGUUAUACUUAUUUCUACGGAGAUGUACACUCUCGAGAUAACUUUUUAGAUGUCACCCAUUUGGAUAAAGGAAGGAAAGUAUCUUGCCAAUCAACCAAUCGGUAUGGCGUAGAAUCGGAUUUCAGUAACGUGCUAACAUUGGAUCCACAUUAUGGACCCGAAGACGUUCAGAUAUUUCCUACAGGCAAUGUUUACAAUGUUACUGAACAUGACCGACUCUUCCUUAGCUGUUCAGCAAAGUGCUAUCCAGAUUGCAACUUUUACUGGACGGACAAACAAGGGCAGAACACUUCCCAAGAGUAUAACCUUAUUAUCAACCAAGUGAAACGAGAAAACGGUGGACUUUUUGGAUGCCACGCCAAUCACGAGGUCGUAGCCACAAAAACUAAGGUCAAAAAUAUUACUAUUAACGUUCUCUAUUCACCGAAAUUCAAUGAUUACAUCAUGUUUAAACUAAACUAUACAACGUCAAAAAGAUAUAACUUCACGGAAGGCACGUUGAAAUUUACUGUGAUUAUCGAGAGCAAUCCUAAAUCCUGUAUAGGAAUGUACAGUUCAGACUUAAACACAAAGACAGCUGCAAAAAUCUCUAGCAACGGGGUCCAUUACAGCAUAAGAGUUCCCCACAUGUCAUGUGAAAACACAGGCAACUAUACAUUAGUAGCAAGUAAUGGUAUUGGUAUGAGUUCCAACAUGACAGUACAGCUAACUAUACUCUGCAAGCCUAAAGAACUUAUUAUUGCUCCGGACGAUAAACAUACUGAACUUGGACAAGAAUUGAUUGUGCAGUUAUCUGUUGUAUCUAAUCCAAAACCAAACGUCACAUGGGUCAACGGUACCAGCAAUCUAUGGGAACUGAUAGAGAUGAAGGAUUUCAGAUUCAAAUUUACUUCAGUGUUAAAGGCUAGCCAGCUGUCAGAUUACGGAGUGUAUGAAGUUACAAUCUGUAACACUAUUGGAUGUAUCACAGAAUAUGUAAUUUUACAACCAAAAGAAAAGAUGGAUUAUUUAGUGUAUGCAGUUUCUGGUGGUGGAGCAGCACUGUUCUUAAUAUGUAUAGUCACGUGCUGGUUUUACUGUAGAAAAAAACGACAGCAAAACAAAGCAAUAAAUGAGCAGCCUAAAAACAAAGCAACCAACCAGCAGCCUGAAAACCAAGCAACCAAUCAGCAGCCUAAAAACAAAGCAACAAAUCAGCGCCCUAAAAACAAAGCAAUAAAUGAGCAACCUCAAACCCAAGCAACCAAUCAGCAGCCUAAAAACCAAGCAACCAAUCAGCAGCCUAAAAACAAAGCAACAAAUCAGAAGCCUAAAAACAAAGCAACCAAUCAGAAGCCUAAAAACAAAGCAACCAAUCAGAAGCCUAAAAACAAAACAAUCUAUCAGCAGCCUAAAAACAUCCCAGAGAAUGGUGAUUACAAAAAAGUUGAACAUAUAUACGAUGAUAUAAUCACUAGCAAUUUCUCGGAUGUACAUUACCGUAAUUUAGAAAAUGAAGACACCAACGCAUUAACUCAUCCUGGAUAUGUAAACAUACCACAGCCAAAGCAAGAGAUGGCUAAUCAUAAAAACAAAAACCAGCCAUCGUCAAGAAAAUAUGUGAACAUAAAAUAGUAAAACCCGUUGUUUAAAAAGCAGUUUAAGCUAUGAAGUCACACACACUAUUUCAACUGUUUUGUAGUCGUUUUUCUAUCUUUUUUUGUACAAUUUGUUUUGUCUAAUGAUUUUAUUUAUUAUUAUUUUUCAUCGUUUAGUAGUAGUUAACAUGUAAAAGACAAAACAAUGUCGUUCAAACAAAUCUGAAAGAAAACAGAAUUACAAAUGGUAUGUGGUAUGAUUGCCAUAAUAUCAAAAGCCAAGAAAUGACAAAUGCAAAACGAUUCAAAUGAGAAAACUGACGGUCUAACUUGUGUAAAAUAUAAUGAACGAAAAACAAAUAUGAUAGAAAGCUACAAACCACAUCCACUGAAUUAAAGGCUCCUGACUUGGGACAGGCACAACUGAAUGCUCCGAAACCUCCUCCUUACAUGGAAAAGAGGUGCAUACUUUAUUUGGCCUUUUCAACAUUUUGGAUUCGAACGUCAAUGAUGAGUCUUUUGAAGAUGAAACGCGCGUCUGGCGUUUUUUUGUAAUUUAUUUUUAUUUCAUCUGAGAAUACACCAGGUAUAUAUUGUGAUACAGAAUUACAUAUUAAGUUUUUCAAUAGCAGUCUAAUUCAGUUAGUUAUGCUAAUACACAUCUUUUAUCACUCUGGAUUAGAAUACCUGAAUAUGCUGAUAAGGUUAAUGAUUGCAUCAGCCUUCUCCUCUAGCCACAUGCAUCACUGAUUAUACAAUGAUGUUGAACAUGAGAGGUACCAGGGGAGGGCACCAGAGAUCAUUAACAGAUAACAUGUUGGACAACAUGUUGGACAGAGUCACAUAAUAAAUGUCAACCUAAGUCAAGGGGAGAUAAUUCAAAUACAAUCAAACACAAACUAGUAUAUCAAUAUAUAUAUAUAUAUAUAACAAUAGCAAUAAACAUAGAUAGUACUUUUAAGAUGCACACAAAUCACUGUCCAGUUGUGAUGUGCAUCAACAUAUUAUUAAUUCUAAAUGAACUAUUAACGCGUCUGGCGUUAAUAUGAAAUUUUAAUCCUGGUAUCUAUGAUGGGUUUAUGUAUAGUUUUACACUUAAUUUAUUUUGUAUUAAUUCAUCUAA